GUAUAUAAAUUGCAACAUAUAUAUACUGCUUCACAAUAUCUAUAUAGAUGCACAUCAUUAUAUCACAUACAUACAAAAUAAUCAUUUAGAUUUUAUUAACUAUUUAUAAAUAUACACACGAACGAAAAGUUUUUUUAUUUGCUUAGCUUUGAACCCAUCCAAUUCAAGAAAUAUGGCAAUGAGACCAAGAGGCGGCGGAGCUGGUCCUAAUCGUCCUGGCAGAACCACCACCGUCCGCCCUGUCUAUGAAACAUUCACGCCUGUUUUCCAGCGCCAACAAGAUGAAGAAGCCGAGAAGCUAAUUAUUUAUCUUCCUGGUUUUUUAAAGGAAAAUAUUAAGGUUAGCACGGAAGGCAAGACGACAUUGAAGGUUCGGGGAGAACGACUAAUCGGCAACAACAAAUGGAAUCGAUUCCUGGAGGAAUUCCAGGCUCCAGAAGGUUGUAACAUGGGAGGAAUUCGUGCCAGGUUUGAGAAUGGAAUCCUCACUAUAACAAUGCCAAUUCCCAAGAAAAUCAAUCCACCACCUGUGACUACGACCCAACAAGAAGAAACUACAACCCUGCAGAAACAACCCUAUAUCCCUCCCUUCCUCAGGUCUAAAGAUGAUCAAUCCCCUCCAUUAUUAGCUCCUCAAACCACACCUUAUCACACCCAAAACCUACCACCCAAAGUAGAUGAUGAAGAAGAAGAUAUUAGCCAGAAGCAAACAACUCCUCCUACUAAGGAACAAGCUUUUCAGCAAAAGCCUUUAAAUGCUAGAGAUGAUGGUUUUCCUGACAAAACUUCCCAAUUCAGAGAUGAGAAGCAUAUGGAAGGACCAAUAAUAGCACCAAAGCCUUCUUAUCAAGAUGAAUCUCCUCCUCCAUCAGUACUUGCUGGUGCAAAACAUGGAGAUCAUCAUAAAAGUUUGGAGGAUCAAGAAAAGGUCACUGAUGGUGGUGGACAAAAGAUGAAUAAGCCAUUGAUAGGCCUUAAAGAUUUUGUUGAAGGGGAGAAAAUUGUUAGCAGUGAAGUGAAAGAAAAGGGAACAAUUACACAAACAUUAUUUGAUGGUAGAAACAAAACAAGUGCAGGGGUUGAUCAAGAUGAUGAGCAGAAAGAGAAAAGUGUUAAACAAACUUCAAUGACUACUACUACUGGUCCAGUUAAAGGCGUAGUUAGUGAUCCGAAAGAGGAAAGACAGUUGCUGGUGAAUGCUGGUGUGGCUGUGCUUGUGAUUCUAGCGCUUGGGGCUUAUAUCUACAACACCGUGGGGACCAGGAAAUCUGAUUAAAUUACUUUGAAUUCAAUUUAUUUUAUUUUCAAUGCAAAUCACUACAAAAUGUAAUGCUACUUCUAAUCACAUUAUUCUACAAAUAAAGCAGCAGAUUCAAUCCUGACUC
Ipomoea nil (Japanese morning glory) is the source of this 1385-nucleotide messenger RNA. RefSeq names its product inactive protein RESTRICTED TEV MOVEMENT 2-like. The coding region runs from base 173 to 1276 and encodes 367 amino acids. The record is from RefSeq and is a predicted model, not a curated record. NCBI's taxonomy places the organism in Eukaryota, Viridiplantae, Streptophyta, Magnoliopsida, Solanales, Convolvulaceae. The transcript is spliced from 2 exons.